AUGGCUACAGACGAACUCAAGUCCAUUCUCCAAACCGUCAUAGAUGACUUCCGAGGAUGGCCCCUCGCACCAAUAAUGCACUUUCCCAACGAAGCAGACCUCGAAUUUGAAGACAUCUACUUUCCUUCCGACGAUGGCGUCCCUCUAGAAGGCUGGUUCAUCCCUUGCAAAGGCUCAAACAAGAUCAUCAUCGCCAACCACCCUCACUGGUUCAACCGCGCAGGAAUACCAUCACACCUAGAACCUUGGAACAAUCUCAUGCCCGGAAACGACUUUGAAGUCAACUUCAUCCCAGACUACAAGAUCUUACACGACGCGGGGUACAAUGUCCUGGCGUAUGAUCUUAGGAAUCACGGUUUGAGCGGGCAGGGGAACCAGGGACUGUUUGGCUUUUUCGAGUGGCGCGAUGUCCUAGGUUCGCUCAAGUACGUGCGAGGACGCGAAGAUACGAAAGACAUGACUAUUGGACUCUUUAGUCGUUGUGCAGGCGUAAAUGCCACGUUUUCCGCGAUGAGACAUCGUCCUGAAGCCUUCAAGGGUGUACGCUGCAUGGUUGCUCCACAGCCUAUAUCCGCAGGGUCUUCGAUCGGAAAGCUCAUCAAGACGAUGGGUGCGCCAGAGUCUUUUAUGGAGGAGGCUGAUCGGAUGUUCUUUAUGAAGACAAGUUUCCAUAUCAACCAACUGAAUCCUCCGAUGGACGCGAAGCACACCAGGGUGCCGACCUUUUUGUAUCAGGUGCGCGACGAUCCUUGCACAACGCCUGCGGACGUGCAGUCUAUCUACGACAAUAUUCCCAUCGAAGAGAAGAAGUUGAAGUGGAUUGAGGGGACGGAGAAGCGAUGGGAUGGAUACACUUACUUCCAGAGGGAGCCGGAUCAAUUUCUGGAGUGGUUUGCAAAGUAUAUGAACUAG
Molecule: messenger RNA, 912 nt
Organism: Fusarium poae
Lineage: Eukaryota; Fungi; Ascomycota; Sordariomycetes; Hypocreales; Nectriaceae
Exons: 1
Coding region: 1-912 (303 amino acids)
Source: RefSeq, a predicted model, not a curated record